AUGAUUGUUGUUCUCAUCUAUGUGGAUGAUGUCAUCAUCACUGGAAAUUGUCUAACUAAAAUUCAAGAAGUCAAGACAAAACUUGAUCGUGAGUUUAGCAUUAAGGAUCUUGGAGUCUUAAAAUACUUCUUGGGGAUAGAGGUUGCGAGAACUGAUGAUGGCUUGGUUUUAUGUCAACGAAAGUAUGUGCUAGACAUCUUAAAAGACAGUGGCAAACUUGGUUGCAAACCAAGCUCAUUUCCUAUUGAGCAUGGGCUGAAACUGGAUAAAGGGGAAAAGGAACAAGGCGUUGAUGCUAACCAAUAUCGACGUUUAAUUGGAAGACUUCUAUAUCUUCAAGCAACAAGGCCGGACAUCACGUAUGCAGUAAAUGUUCUAAGUCAAUUUGUUGCAGAUCCAAGGAGUGUUCAUUUAGAAGCAGCUAAUCGUGUUCUUCGUUACCUCAAAGCCACACCGGGUCAGGGCAUUCUCCUUACUCGCGUGGGUGAUCCUGUUUUAACAGCUUAUUGCGACUCUGACUCGUUGGGUUGUCCUUACACUAGACGAUCUCGCACUGGUUAUAUCCUCUUGCUUGGGGGGAGUCCAAUAUCUUGGAAAACGAAGAAGCAAUCAGUAGUGUCACGGUCUUCUGCAGAAGCUGAAUAUCGAGCAAUGGCCUCUACUGUUAGUGAAGUUCUCUGGGUACGUUGGUUAUUAACCGAGCUUCAGGUUCCCGUUCCAUCUGCUACUUCUUUGUUUUGUGAUAAUCAAGCAGCACGACACAUUGCAAACAAUCCGGUUUUCCAUGAACGUACUAAGCAUGUCGAGAUGGACUGUUAUUUUGUUCGUGAACGUGUUGAAUCCAGUGAAGUUGUUCCAAUGCGAGUUAGUAGCAAGUUUCAACUAGCUGAUUUACUCACUAAGGGUCUUCCUACACAGCAGCAUCAAUUCCUUCUUGACAAGAUUGGCAUGACCAAUUUGCAUGCUUCAUCUUGA
Erigeron canadensis is the source of this 975-nucleotide messenger RNA. RefSeq lists its product as uncharacterized. Bases 1 to 975 code for a protein of 324 amino acids. Lineage: Eukaryota; Viridiplantae; Streptophyta; Magnoliopsida; Asterales; Asteraceae. The transcript has a single exon. The record is from RefSeq and is a predicted model, not a curated record.